Molecule: messenger RNA, 2148 nt
Organism: Sinocyclocheilus anshuiensis
Lineage: Eukaryota; Metazoa; Chordata; Actinopteri; Cypriniformes; Cyprinidae
Product: nuclear receptor subfamily 2 group E member 1-like
Exons: 7
Coding region: 1-1137 (378 amino acids)
Source: RefSeq, a predicted model, not a curated record
AUGAGGGGAGAAAGGAGCUCUCCUUUUAAAGUCACCUCUCGCGAAGCCGAACCACGAGGUCUCGAUAUUUCUCCUCUUCUCCCAAACCCCCUUGAGAAAGAAAUUGACUUUUGUUUGGAGUUUGUGAAAAGUGGGAAUCAGGAGAACGACAAUGGGGCUCCCCAUGGAGAGGACCCAAGUGAAGCCAUCUCAAAUCAAACGCUUAUUUCUCAUGUCACUGAUCGUUACAUCACUACAGCCGUGCAGCACGAGAGAGGACCGAGGACUUCAACCAUUCGAAAGCAGGUGGCACUGUAUUUCCGAGGGCAUAAAGAGGUGAACGGUUCGUCGACCCAUUUCCCAUCCACGUCUAUCCCGGGGCCGCCGUUUUUCACUACAGUCACGCAGCUGGAGCCUCACAAUCUGGAGUUAAACACGAUCACAAGCACACCGGAACGGCAGGCAAUUGUGGGACUCGCCCAACCCACACCGAAGUAUCCUCAUGAAGUUAGCGGCACUCCCAUGUACCUGUAUGAAGUGGCGACCGAGUCUGUGUGCGAAUCAGCCGCGCGCCUGCUCUUCAUGAGCAUUAAAUGGGCCAAGAGCGUUCCGGCCUUCUCCACACUGCCUCUACCGGACCAGUUGAGCCUUUUAGGAGACGCCUGGAGGGAACUGUUCGUGCUGGGCAUAGCGCAAUGGGCCAUUCCAGUGGACUCCAGCACUCUCCUAGCUGUUUCAGGAAUGAACACCGAGAACACAGAUUCACAGAGGCUAAACAAAAUCAUCGCAGAGAUCCAGGCGCUGCAGGAGGUCGUGACGCGCUUCAGACAGUUAAGACUGGACGCUACGGAGUUCGCUUGCCUUAAGUGCAUCGUCACCUUUAAAGCGGUUUCAACACACAGUGGUUCUGAAUUGAGGAGCUUUCGCAACGCCAGUGCCAUUGCCGCCCUUCAGGACGAAGCCCAGCUGACUCUAAACAGUUACAUCCACACCAGGUACCCCACUCAGCCGUGUCGCUUUGGGAAACUGCUGUUGCUCUUGCCUGCUCUACGUUCAGUUGGUCAAUCCACCAUUGAAGAGGUGUUCUUCAAAAAGACCAUCGGAAACGUGCCCAUCACACGACUGCUCUCCGACAUGUACAAAUCCAGUGAUAUAUGAGCUACUGAGAGAGGGAAAAGAAACAACAAAAUGUAUCUUUGACCUUGACAUUCGCAUGGACGCUGGGACGCUGUGGAUACCAGAUACCCUAAUGUGAUACUUCACGCACUUGUUUGGAGAAUAAAGCUCUACCAAUGUCAAGAUGUUACUAUGCAGGGAAACUAUAAAACAAACAAGACUGAAUCUCUACAAGUUGAACUUACUGCUUAGAAAGAAAAAUGAACGUUUAACCAGUACUUUUCUAAUUGAUUUACUUUUAAUCUAUUUAAGUUCGUUUAUGGAAGUAACUUAAUAAGCUUAAUCUGUUCUUGUUCUAUCAUGAUUUAAAUACAAUAUUAUUAGUUGGUAGUCAUAUAUUUGAAUGGCGUGUCCGUGAGGUUAUGUACAAUCAUUCAUUUCAAAACGGGACGUUUUGUGUCCAUUUGACCAAUACCUUUAUGACCAAUGCUGUUUUGAUUUCAGCACCACUAUCAUUCGUUUGUCCACAAGAACUUUGAAGGAAACCAAAAAAUAAUAAAAAAAAAAGAAACCAUGAGGUAUGUUGCAGGGAAGUAGGUCGCUGUCCAUUUGACAUAGUGCUGAAAACCAAAGGCCCAUGAGUCAGAACUGCAGAGCAAGUUCAUUCCUGUUUUAACUUCUAGCAGAAGCUCCAACUUUAAUCAAAACACUUGAACCAGCUCAUCAGGUUUACUUGAAAUGUACACUGAAAGGCUGGAAUUAAACUCUGCAGGAAGGCAGCAGGACUGAUCAUUACUGACUUGAUGCAUCACAUAAUUACCUAUUGAGGUGACUGGGAGGCCGCAGCACCCACACCCUGUGACCUUAACAGAAGAUUAGGGUUCAUGGGCAGGGCAUUUGAAAUCCUCUGGAUACAGUUCUGUCAGCAUUGUGAGUUUUCUGUGCGCCCACUCUAUAAAACAUAAUUUUACUGAUGUUUAAAAAGCUGUUUCUGCUCAAUACGUGGCCCAUGUCAGAGGUCACCAUCUAAAGCGCCUUUGUUUGACUAGCUAC